Molecule: messenger RNA, 1926 nt
Organism: Penicillium salamii
Lineage: Eukaryota; Fungi; Ascomycota; Eurotiomycetes; Eurotiales; Aspergillaceae
Source: the annotation of a GenBank genome assembly
AUGCCUUUCACUCUGGAUGCACGUCAUAUCCAGAACAUGAGCGCGGCCACCGCGAUCGAGCCUCAUUGGGGAUAUGCCGAUCGCGCUGUGCCAUGUACCAACGAUGCGGGCUCAUGUGCCUAUCUUGAUGAUGUAUACUCUUCACACGACCGGGGCAUGCUCUACUCCGGCAUCCUGUGGUGUGUCAUAGGCGCCAUUCUGCUGCUCUGGGUCGUGCUCAACCAGUCAAAUGCCCCCACAUCAUCGCCAUCCCUCGCCCCCGCAGAACCAGCAGGGCUGGUGCGAGCGCGCCGGGCUGUGAGAGCGCUCGCUCGCAAAUACCUCCUCCCCGAUGCGGCCCGACUGGUCUUCGGCCGCACCACACGCCUCCAAGUGCUCACGCUCGCCCUGCUGGUGGGCUACCUCCUGGUUUUCAGCUUCGUCGGGAUCGUCUAUCAUACCUGGGUCACCCCCGUCUCCGACAUGCCCGGAGUGUACAACACGCGCGAUAGCAUUGGGCCAUGGUCGGAUCGCGUCGGGACCCUGGCCUACGCGCUGACGCCGCUCUCGGUGUUGCUGAGCAGCCGGGAGUCCUUUCUGUCCGUCAUCACUGGGCUCCCAUACCAGAGUUUCAACUUCCUCCACCGCUGGCUAGGUUACAUUAUCUUUGUCCAGAGCUCGCUUCAUACCAUUGGCUGGUGCGUCGUCGAGCUCCGGCUGUACCAACCACAGCCCACUGUCGGCCUGGAGUGGGUCACACAAACAUACAUUAUCUGGGGCAUCGUGGCGAUGAUUCUUCUGCUGCUGAUGUUUGCCCUGAGCACCCCGUGGGGCAUUCGGCUGACGGGCUACGAGACCUUCCGCAAACUCCACUACGUCCUUGCUAUGGUCUAUAUUGGCGCAUGUUGGGCGCACUGGAAGGCCCUCAAGUGUUUCAUGUGGCCGUCCCUGAUCUUUUGGUUCCUCGAUCGCGGUGCACGGCUGGUCCGCACCGCGCUUCUGCACUACCACCCCGAUCACACUGGUGGCGGUCUCGCGUUAAAACCGGCCACUGCGAGCAUCACUCGCUUCCCGGACCCCGAACAUGGCGAUGUCCUUCGCCUGAACUUGGAGAAUGGUCAAGAUCCAUGGGACAUUGGCCAGCAUUACUACCUCUGCUUCCCCAAAUCAAGCGUCUGGCAGUCUCACCCGUUCACGCCGCUCAACCUGCCGGUCGUCAAAAACGGCACUGUGCAACACUCAUAUUUGUUGCGAGCUAAGGGUGGAGAAACCAAGAAGAUCGCUAACCUCGCGAUCGAAUCCAAAUCCACACCGGUGAUUCUAACCGGCGCAUACGGUGAAUCAAUCGCUACUCAUCUCACCCCCUCCACCAACAUUCUCUGCAUUGCCGGUGGAACCGGCAUCACCUAUGUUCUUCCCGUGCUCCUUGGCCUCGCCCGCCAACCGCCCUCUCCGGACCGCAAGGUGGAGCUGAUCUGGGCCAUUCGCCAUACCGCCAACACGGAAUGGAUCGAGGCCGAGUUGGACCUCCUCCAAAAGGCACGCAAUACGCUCAACCUGGAAAUCCGCAUUUUCGCUACCCGAGAUACAACCAGCAAAACCCCCUCGGAGGCCUCAAUCGAAAAUUGCAACUUGACGGUUCCUAAGAUCGAGGAGAAAGCUCCAAUUGAGUCCGAGGCUUCAUGCUGUGGCUGCGAUAAGCCGGCCUCCGUGGAACGGCUCGGGGGGUCAGAAGACUCUUCGCGGCAUCCAGAUCUGCCUCGACUGGUGAGUUCGUUUGUGGGGGACACCGUGCGCGGGCCGACGAGUGUCUUUGCCAGUGGACCUGGCGGGAUGAUCAGCGAUCUCAGGGACAUUGUCGCGUCUUGCAACGAUGGGCCGAAGGUCUGGAAGGGACAAGAACGAUUCGAUGUCAGACUGGUCUGUGAUGAUCGGUUGGAGUGGUGA